Molecule: messenger RNA, 3892 nt
Organism: Arabidopsis lyrata subsp. lyrata
Lineage: Eukaryota; Viridiplantae; Streptophyta; Magnoliopsida; Brassicales; Brassicaceae
Product: CSC1-like protein At3g54510
Exons: 17
Coding region: 288-2426 (712 amino acids)
Cellular component (GO): plasma membrane
Molecular function (GO): calcium-activated cation channel activity
Source: RefSeq, a predicted model, not a curated record
UCGUUCAUCAAAAUCCACAAAUUCACAAAAUCCACCUUUCACUAAACACUUUUGUGAUUCUAAUAAAAAAAAAUAACAUUUUGUUGUAAAACGAAUUUUAUAGUACUAGAAAUUUCCUUUUUAGGGAGAUGCAAAAAUUCAAUGAUCACACUGCUAUUUUGGUCGAUGUGUAAUAAAAAAGGAGACAAAUGCGGCGUGGAGGCCUUGUGUUUACAUGCAGCACAAGGAGGGCCACAUGACAUGACAUCAUGUAACUCUGUUUCACCUAGUCAGAGGAAAGAAAAAAGAUGACGCCGGAAAGCUUGUUAGCGUCGGCGUCGAUCAACAUAGGUCUCGCCGUCGUUGCACUCUGGCUCUUCUCUGUGCUUAAGAAGCAGCCCCGCAACGCCGUAGUCUACUACGCUCGCCGCCUCUCCGAUCGCCACCACCACCGUCCUCUGUCUCUACACUCUUCCCUUUGCCUCCCUCGAUUCCUCCCUUCCGUUGCGUGGAUCCCACGCGCCUUCCGUGUCCCCGAGGACGAGAUCCUCAGCCGCCACGGCCUUGAUGCCCUCGUCCUCAUCAGGCUCUUCAAAUUCGGAAUUAGAUUCUUCUUGUUGUGCUCGUUACUUGGAGCUUCACUGCUUCUUCCGGUUGAUUACUACAAUGAGUCAGAUUUACCAACACGAAAAGAGUAUUCAAUGGAUGCGUUCACAAUAUCAAAUAUCACACGAGGUUCUAACAAGUUGUGGGUGCAUUUCUCAUGCUUGUGGUUCAUUUCAUUCUAUGCAUUGUUUUUGUUGCAUAAGGAAUAUAAGGAGAUUCUUGUGAUAAGGCUUCAGCAAAUGAAAGAACUUAGACAUCGUGCUGACCAGUUCACUGUUCUAGUCCGCCAAGUUCCUCUCUGCCCUGAGCAUAACACUCGUGGCUGCACCGUUGAUCACUUCUUCUCUAAGCAUCAUCGCUUUAGUUAUCAUUCACAUCAGAUGUUGUAUGACGGGAGAGAUCUUGAAUACCUUUUGGGAAAACAGAAGAAGCUUAAAAAAGAGAUAGAAUACAAGAGACACAUAGACAUACUUUCGAAUGGAUCACAAGAACAUAAGCACAUAUCCACAUCUGAAGAAAAACUUCAAGAAAUUACCCAUAUGGUUUACCACCUUCAAAGUGAAACUAUGCUCAGAGAGAAGGAGUUACCUGUUGCGUUUGUCACCUUCAAAUCCCGAAGAAAUGCCGCGCUGGCAGCUCAAACACAGCAGCAUUCAAAUCCUCUAGAACUGAUAACCGAAAUGGCUCCUGAACCAAGAGAUGUAUCCUGGAGAAAUCUUGCUAUUCCACAAAAGAUUUUGCCUCUGAACAAGAUCGGAGUAAUCCUUGCAGCAGCACUUCUUACAAUCUUCUUUGCUAUUCCGGUCACAGCUGUGCAGGGAAUUGCAAAGUAUGAGAAGCUCAAGAAAUGGUUUCCUCCAGCCAUGGCUAUUGAAUUCAUACCAGGGCUUAGCUCAGUUGUGACAGGUUACCUCCCAAGUGCUAUACUCAAAGGUUUCAUGUACAUUAUUCCUUUCGCUAUGCUUGGACUUGCCUAUCUCGGCGGAUCUAUCUUCAAGAGUAAUGAGGAGAUAAAAGCUUGCAACAUGGUCUUCUAUUUUCUAAUGGGAAAUGUUUUCUUCUUAAGUCUUAUCUCUGGUUCCUUGCUAGAUGAAAUUGGCGAAUAUCUCACUCAUCCUAGAGACAUUCCUAGUCACCUUGCUGCCGCUGUUUCAGCCCAGGCAGAGUUUUUUAUGACAUACAUCUUGACAGAUGGGUUGUCUGGGUUUUCUUUGGAGAUUCUCCAAUUGGGACUUAUACUAUUUGAUAUCAUAAGAUCCUACACUUAUGGAAGAGGAAAAGAGAGAACUCCUUACCUCUUUUCAUUUCCAUAUUUCAGAGUAAUCCCCACAGUUUCCUUAUCGAUAAUGAUCGGUAUGAUUUAUGCUGUGGUCGCGCCAUUGAUGCUCCCUUUCCUAGUUGGUUAUUUCUGCCUUGGAUACAUUGUCUACUUCAAUCAGAUGGAGGAUGUAUACGAGACUACAUAUGAUACUUGCGGUCGAUUCUGGCCAUUCAUUCAUCAUUAUAUCUUUGUCUCAAUAAUACUAAUGCAAAUCACAAUGGUGGGUCUUUUUGGACUUAAGUCAAAGCCAUCUGCAGCAAUUGCUACAGUGCCUCUAAUAUUGAUCACUAUAGCUUAUAACGAGUACUGCAAGAUCCGCUUCCUCCCAUCAUUUAAACAUUUCCCUAUACAGACAGCAGUUGACAUAGACGAAGAAGAUGAAAAGAAUGGGGAGAUGGAAACACAUUGUGUUGAUGCUGCAUCGGCGUACAACCGGCAUCAACCUUGUUUAGAGCGUGUAAGCUCAGCGGAAGCACCAACAAACCUGAGCCAACCAUUGCUUGGAACGGACUCCAUAUGAGGCUAGGGAAUAUAUAGGGAUAAUGGAUGUCUGGGAUUUUGAAGCUUCUCCACGUACGUCCUCAUGUGUUGUCACUUUGGAUCGGCUAUAUUACAUAUAUGGCCAAAUGCUUAUAGAGAAAGACUAGUUAGAUUGAGAAUGUUUAAAUGCUUUUAUGCAAGUUGUUUACUUCUAAAUUAGUUUGGGUUAUUAUAUGUUUUUUUUUUUAACUUGUGUUUGAAAUAGUAACUUUCAGAGAAUUUAACAGAUUAGAUAAAUGUUUUCUUUAUUUUCAACUUCUGUUCCACUUCCUCUUAUGCUGCUUUCUCAGUCAUUAAUUAGUGGCAUUGUGUCGAACAUGUGGUGGGCAACAUAGCAUCUGCAUUUUUCGGAAGCUUGGAUUUCGGUUAUUCUCAUCCCGUACCUCACGAGAUCGUCUGCCUGUUGAAUUCCUCUCCUCUGCAUCACCUCUAUGAAUCACUUAUAUGAAUCGACAAUGUACUCUACCACAAUCGAUCCCAACCAUCACUUGCGACUUCCACCUGAAUCGGAGCAUCACCCAAGGGCCAAGAGGUUACAACCUCACAACUUGAAUUCACAUCUCUGGAAAGAUUCUAGAGGAAUGGUGGCAUGGUUAACUAACAUUAUGAUCAGGAUACAUGUGUUGUUGUCUUUCUCCUAUCUGUUGUAGUAUCCUCUUUUCUUGGGCCAAGCUUUUACAACCGCGGAUCAUCGAGACUUGCUUCCACUAAACAGUUCUCGUAGGUGUGUUGAUAAUCCCUCUCGAGCUUUUUGAGUCGCUUCUCUGCUUUGGAAACUGACAUGUGCACAACUGGAUCAGCGUCAGGUGACAUCUUGUCGCGGAACGGAAAAGUCAUAGCUUGAAUGAAGCAACCUAUCACAAUUGAUUAUCCAAACUCGUGCACCCCACGCCAAGCCAUCAGUGUAUUGCUCUUUGUUUUCUGCUUUCAGCUGCUGCAGUACCAUCUUUUCUUGUGCCAAGCUUUUACGACCGUGCAUCAAGAAGAAUUGCUUGCCCUAAACAAGUAUGGUUCACCCCGGGAACACAUGAAAAAUACAUGCUUGUCAAGAACAUUCUGCAGUUGCUCCACUACAUUUUUGCUGCGAACGAUACAGUAGCCAACCCAGCGACUGUGAUGUCCUGGAUGUUGUAAAACAAUGUGUGUUGAUAAUCUCGCUCGAGCUUUUCCAAUCGCUUCUUUGCUUCUGCAAAUGAUGAACGCCCAAAUGGGCCAAGGCAUGGCGACACUACGUUGCAGGAAAGUUUCUCGGAACUCGUUUUACUAUAGUUGCAUCCUAUACCAACAGGGAUGGAUAUUGUUUUGGAAGUAGAAGUUUCCUGACCAUCGGCUUCCAUAGCUUCUUCUGACUGUUAUAUGUAUUUUAGCAAGCAAGUUUUUAUAUGAAAGCCUUGACUCUUGUGUUGUUAUAUAAAGGAAUGAGGAAAAAUCAUUGUUAACAUAAAA